Molecule: messenger RNA, 1959 nt
Organism: Uranotaenia lowii
Lineage: Eukaryota; Metazoa; Arthropoda; Insecta; Diptera; Culicidae
Exons: 2
Coding region: 1-1959 (652 amino acids)
Biological process (GO): proteolysis
Molecular function (GO): aspartic-type endopeptidase activity
Source: RefSeq, a predicted model, not a curated record
AUGUUUCGAAAGCGUUAUCGUUGUCUUCAAACAGUAAAAUCGAGCCAUGAAGAUUACAUCAGCUAUUCUGCAGCAGUUAAUAGGCGCUGUGAAGAAUUCAAUGUUGGCAGAACAACCGUUGACCAGUUUAAGUGCCUAGUGUUCGUAUGUGGCUUACAAUCGCCGGACGAAGCAGAAAUACGAAUGCGUCUCAUAAACCGAUUGGAAACCGAACCAGACACUAUGAACCUUGCCAUACUAGCGGAUGAAUGCAACAGAUUGGUGAAUUUACGGAAAGACACAUCCAUGGUAGAGCAGCAAGAAGUGAAUUCUGUACAUAAAGCAGCUACACACACCGAUACACGAACAAGACCGACUAACCUACCAAAAGCUCCUUGUUGGUUGUGUGGUGGCGUUCAUUUUGUUCGUGACUGCGAGUACGCAAACCAUCGCUGUGCGGAAUGUCAACAAUUCGGGCAUAAAGAAGGGUAUUGUGUUUGUAUUCGUCCUCCCAGAAAUACCUCCUACAGGCAUAAUCGUACAGGUGGUGACAGUAGACGGGGAGAUGGUAGUAGUAAUUGGCACCGAUACCAUUCCCGAUCGUUAGUGUGCAAUCAAGUGCUAAGCAAGGCGGCUCGAAAAUAUGUAACAGUGUUAAUAAACGAAGUCAAAACGGAAUUGCAGAUUGACACUGCCUCAGAUAUUACAGUGAUCUCUGAGAAGCGCUGGGAAAUCAUUGGGAAACCCGCAACCACCACUACAUCUGCAAAAGCGUUAACAGCGUCUGGGACGAAAUUACAAUUAUCAUCGCAGUUCCAAGCAACCCUGACGUUAGGUGAGAUAUCAAAACAAGGCAUUGUUUACGUUACCAAAUCGAAUCUGAACAUUUUGGGAAUCGAUUGGAUCGAACAAUUUGGUAUUUGGGACGUUCCGAUCAACAGCAUCUGUCGACAGCUUCAGCUUUCCGGCACUGACCAAAUCAAAAAGCUUAAAUCAACCUACUCGGAUGUGUUUUCGGAUGAGCCAAGUGUUUGUGCUAAGGUUGAAGUGAAUCUAGCGGUGAAAGAAGGCGCUGUUCCUGUGUUCCGGCCAAAGCGUCCAGUUUCUUUUGGCUCCUUAAACCUUGUUGAAAAUGAGUUGGACAGGCUCGAAAGACGUGGAGUAAUUACACCUGUCACGUAUUCCGAUUGGGCUGCUCCUAUUGUGGUCGUGAAAAAGUCGGAUAAGUCGGUGCGAAUUUGUGGAGAUUACUCCACCGGUUUAAACGCAGUGUUAACACCUCACAAAUAUCCACUUCCUACGCCUGACGAGAUAUUUGCAACAUUAUCUGGUGGAAUAAUUUUCAGCAUUUUGGAUCUGCGUGACGGUUAUUUGCUGAUGAAUGUUUCGGAAGAGUCUCGUAAGUACUUGACUAUAAAUACGCAUAAAGGCCUGUAUCAAUACAACCGACUUUCGCCGGGUCUGCGUUCCGCACCUGGGGCGUUCCAGCAAGUAAUAGAUACCAUUCUUGCAGGAAUUCCUGGCGUCAAACCGUACAUAGACGAUGUAAUUAUAACCGGAUACCUAUUGCUACCAUCGAAAAAUAUCCCUCAAGAUAAGGUGCCGGUUGCAGAUAGGAUACGACGCUUUGAGAGUGGCGAUGCGGUGUAUGUUCAGCAGCAUGUACGAGAAUCAACGAAGUGGAGUCCAGGUGAAGUUGUUAAGUGCCUGGGUAACGUGUUGUAUACGGUGCAAUUAGACAAUGGGCGAAUCGUGACAGCCCAUGUUAACCAAAUGAUACGUCGCUAUGGUGAAGGACCUAGUAAUAAGCCACAACUUCCCCUCGAUAUAUUGGUCGACAGUUUUGAUAUGUAUCCAACGAAACAAAUUGCCACACCACAGUUGCCGGUAGAAGGAGUAAACAAUGAAGUUUUUCCUCUUAGGAGAUCUGGUAGAACCCGAAACGUUCCUGUGAGGUAUAGAGACUAUCAUCUUUAUUGA